Messenger RNA from Salvia miltiorrhiza (redroot sage), 848 nucleotides. Its product is annotated as nuclear transport factor 2B. Gene Ontology annotation, cellular component: nuclear pore central transport channel. The coding region runs from base 311 to 688 and encodes 125 amino acids. The record is from RefSeq and is a predicted model, not a curated record. The transcript has 2 exons. NCBI's taxonomy places the organism in Eukaryota, Viridiplantae, Streptophyta, Magnoliopsida, Lamiales, Lamiaceae. Gene Ontology annotation, biological process: nucleocytoplasmic transport.
AAUCCGAAAUCGGUUAAUUGAAAUUGAAGAGGAGUUGAAAUUUUAAUUAUUAUUUUGCAUUCUUUGUAUUAAUCAAUUAUGAUGUUCCACUUCCACUAGUAAAAGUUUUUCCUAUUAAAUGCGACAUGAUUCAAAAUAGAUCCGCAAAAUUUAAAUUUGAAAAGCAACCCUAGUUGGAAGCCAAAAUUUGAAGCGUUGAAAAGACGCGAACACUUAGUGUGACAAAUAUACCCCCGAGCAUAUCUUAAAUACCCCCUUCCGCGGCGGCAACAAAGCAACAGCUCCUCCGCCGCAAGGGUAAAAUAGUGCGAUGGCGAUGGAUCCAGAAGCGGUGUCGAAGGCCUUCGUGGAGCACUACUACUCCACAUUCGACUCGAAUCGGGCCGGGCUUGCGAAUCUCUACCAGGAUACGUCGAUGCUCACUUUUGAGGGCCAGAAAUUCCAAGGCACCCAAAACAUCACUGCCAAGCUCACCAGCUUGCCGUUCCAGCAGUGCCAGCACCAGAUCACCACCGUCGAUUGCCAGCCCUCAGGCCCCGCCGGCGGAAUGCUUGUUUUUGUUUCCGGCAAUCUUCAGCUCGCCGGCGAGCAGCACGCCCUCAAGUUUAGCCAGAUGUUCCAUCUGAUGCCAACACCUCAGGGAAGCUUCUACGUAUUCAAUGAUAUCUUCCGGCUCAACUAUGCAUGAAGAGUGGUUGAUGGAUCUUUAUUUGUUGUUCCAGAUAUUGGACAAAAUUGCUUGUGUUUUUGAUGCUUUGUUACAAUGACAAAGAGUUUCUUUCUUGUAUGGCUAGACUCAUCACAUUUGAGUUUGAAUUGGAAUUGGAAUUGAUGAACACCUUGAGAAA